AUGGAUAAAGCCGGCUUCGAAACCCGGCCAAACAAAAUCGGGCAGGACCCGACAGUUGCUCACGACGCUAACAACACCACCGCCUUCCUGUUGCCUAUUCAGCUGCCAUCUGACUCUCGGGCCCUGCGUAUCCUCUCGAAAUCUCUGCUAUUCGCCAUGGUCUUCCUGUCCCUGCCCUCCAUCUACACCCUCAUCAAGAGGGCCUCCUCGCACGAGCACGAGGAUUCGAACAACACCUUCAAGCUCCUACCCAUCUUGCUCCGAAAUCUGAUGGAGGAGGGUCUCAUCAAGAAUGGCCAAACGGGGCUCGUGUUGGGCGCCCACAAGCUCGAGAACGAUCUCGACUUUCUAAAAGACGCGGGCAUCGAGCUCCUGUCCGGGGUCGAUUCUCCAGAAUUUGGCCACGCUCGGGCCUUCGAUUUCUUGUUUGUCCCGAGUUUCGGGCAGGUGGGCCUUGCGGACGGGCUCGUCCGGGACAACGGGCUUGUCGUGUCGUCCCUGGGGAGGGACCCACCGGCGGGGCUGCGCCUGUUGAGCAACUACAGGAUCGUGUACCUGAGGCGACUGGAGAGCACGGUGGUGGGCAUGAGGAGGAGCGGGCCCGUGAAGAGCCCGGUGUGCGGGGCGACUUCGGAGGAGAAGAGGGAGGCGCUGAAGGGGCUGGAGGACGUGUACUUGGAGCCCGUGCCGAGGCGGGCGGGGAGGAAGAUGAGAUUCCUGCCGGAGCUGGUGAAGGAGUCGCUGGCGGAGUACCCGAGGCGGGUGUUUGUGUCGGACGACUCGCGGGCGGUGGAGUGGUUCUACGGGAACUACCCGACACAGGAUGAGGAAUUCGAGGUGUACAAGAGUAUGGAGGAGAUGGAAGUGAGGAUGGAGGACUAUGUGGUGAUGAAGGCAGAGGCAGGUGUGGUGGAGGAGAUGCUGAGAGAGAAGAGGCUGUGUUUGGUGGACGAGCUGUUUCUUGAGUGCAGGAAUCAGUGGGUGGACGGGGCAGGGGAGAAGAGACCCUACUGGGAGUGUCUCAGUCUGUAUGGGAAAGUCAGGGAUGAGGGUAUUGCUGUGCACCAGUGGUGGGAUUAA
Messenger RNA from Striga hermonthica, 1080 nucleotides. NCBI's taxonomy places the organism in Eukaryota, Viridiplantae, Streptophyta, Magnoliopsida, Lamiales, Orobanchaceae. The record is from the annotation of a GenBank genome assembly.